Messenger RNA from Orbicella faveolata, 3824 nucleotides. Its product is annotated as glutamate receptor 1-like. The record is from RefSeq and is a predicted model, not a curated record. NCBI's taxonomy places the organism in Eukaryota, Metazoa, Cnidaria, Anthozoa, Scleractinia, Merulinidae. Gene Ontology annotation, molecular function: ligand-gated monoatomic ion channel activity; signaling receptor activity. Gene Ontology annotation, cellular component: membrane. Gene Ontology annotation, biological process: monoatomic ion transport.
CCGGCUUGAAAACUACACAAGUUGGGAUGUGCAGUUCGAAAUUUCCAUACGAUUUCUGUAUUAAAAAUUUACCAUGGACCUUUUAAACUUUUAUUACAAAAUGUGGCAACCCCGUUAAAACACCAGGCAAUCGAAAACCACCGCGCUAAAGCCACAAAAUUCUGUAUAAAUUGAACUGAAAUUCUAAUUAAUUUAACACUUUUAUUGAUGUACCACUAACAUUUCAAGUAUGUCAGAAAAUCAUUCAAAAUGCCUAGUACUAGCCAAGAGCUAUUAUUGGAGAAAAUUGAAAUUGAAACAACCGCAGAGACAUUUCGGCUGCUUUUCUUGUUCUCAUAACUAUUACUCCUGUCAAACGUUCACCCAGUUGUGAUUGAAUAGACUCCUACGGCUUGUCGCUGGCACAAGGCGGUUGUUACUCUGGCAAUCAACUUUUUUAACAGAAUAAAUUACUAUGGUAAUUUGAAAAAGAGCUGGUUCAAAUUCGGUACGGUAGAUCAGCUGCAAAUUGAAAGUUAUUGCAAGGGCCCAUUCCUCGACUUUUGAGUGUUAUUAGUGGAUCCUUUGUGAAGAACCGUCAUGUCUCCAUCUUUGAGAAGUCUUGGAUUUUUUGCUGUUCUGUGCCUGCUUUCCCUGAAUAUGGUGACUCCAACUCAAGGACUGACUGAAAUAUCCAUAGGGGCGGUGUUUUCUACAGAACUUGGAAUGAACAGAACCAUGGAAGAAGAAGCAUUUAGAAUUGCUCUUGAUCACGUUAAUAACGACACAGUUAACUAUCCGGAGAUCAAACUACGAGGUUUGAUAAGGUUUGCAAAUUCGACUGAUGACUUUGAUAAUAUAGAACAAGUUAAUAGUUUACUGAACAGUAACAUCUCGAUACUGAUUGGUCCAAUGGAAACGUCUGCCGUUGUUGUCACCCACCCUCUCUGUAGCAGAGCGGGUGUCCCUCAGAUAGCUCCGCUGACCAGUCUGGAAGGGAUACCCGUAGGUAAUACUGACUCAAACUAUUUAGUACGUAUGAGUCCUACAGAGAUGCUCAAGGCAAAGGUAUUAGCAGAAAUAAUAAAGAAUUACAAGUGGGAAACGAUGGCAGUGAUCGGAUACCAAGAUGACCAAGGUAAAGUAUGUGAUCUACGUUUAAUGAAGGGGCAGCUAAAAGGCCAGGUGCUAGGAAAGUUGAAGAAAACUCAAGCCACCCGACUGUUGGUCGCGUUCUGUCCAACGUGGACCGUCAGCAAGCUGAUGCAAUAUGCAGAUAGUGUGAAGGAUUUCGACAUCAGCAACUGGACAUGGAUAUUUUCGGACUUAGGAAACAAGAAGGGCGACCUCCUCGACGAUGCCUCCGGUGAUGUCCCGACCUACAUGCGGGGACUGCUCGGUAUCAAGCCAUCCGUUGGUAAGGGAGCUCGCUAUCAAGCUUUCAAAAAGGCUUGGGAACAGCGCAUGCCGGGAAAAGAAAUAUCGGUAUCGGCAGGUCGAGUAUAUGACUCAGUAUUAUUGGCUGCUGAAGGAAUCAAGAUGGCCACGAAAAACGGAACGGUUUUAUCCAGCAGUCGCCAUUAUCGGGGUUUUUGUAGCAGUUCUGAGACACAGCAGGAAAAUACCAGUGGAAAAGAACUGGCUAAACACUUGAACGAGGUCAGAGUUGACGGUGUUAUGGGUAGAAUUCACGCCAACGAUCCAGAUUAUUCAGCUCAAUUUGAUGUCGUGAAUCUGAGACGCAGUGGAGAAUACAAGGUUGGAGAGUGGAAUGAAAAGAUAGAUAUGUUUAAGAACGAAACACCAGUGUGGUCGUCAGGCAGCACAAGAACACCACUUGACAUCCCAAAUAUCCUCAAAGGCAAAACUCUUAACAUAGCCACGAUUUUGGCUCCACCAUUCGUUAUGUUGAAAAACGACGGUAACUCAUCCCCGAAUACAACUGAGGAAUUUGAAGGCCUUAGCAUCGAUAUUUUGGAGGAGAUGAAGAAGAAAUUGAAGUUCAAUUACAGGAUAUAUCUUGUUCCUGAUGGAAAAUUUGGAGUGAGAGACAGAAAUACUUUACAGUGGAAUGGUGUAGUGGAAGAGAUAAUUAGUCAGACAGCUGACAUGAGUAUUGCACCAAUGACUAUUAGCUCUGAUCGUCAAACAGUGUUGGAUUUCACUCAGCCGUACAUGACCUUUGGACUGGCCUUCAUGAUGCGUGUUCAGGAAGUGAAAGUGAACUAUUUCAGAUUCUUGUUACCAUUCGGCCAGAAUCUGUGGAUAGCAAUUUGUGUGCUGGUGAUGGUUAUGGGGUUUUUAUUGUGGAUCUGUAGUCUCUUCAGUCCGUGGGGAUAUUACGGAAGAUGCCUUCAAGUUAAACCAUCCAAACAGCUUAAACCAGAAGUCAUCAAGGAAGCUGAAACCUUGAGCUUAAGCAACUCUGUUUGGUCAUCGUGGAAGGCGUAUGUUCGACAGGGCGCCGAACAUCCUAGGUCAUGGUCCGGGAGAAUGACGGUAUCUGUUUUCUGGUUCGCUGUGAUGAUCAUCAACGCCACAUACACAGCCAAUCUGGCCGCUCAUCUCACUGUGUCCCGGAUGCAAACACCCAUUGAAACUAUUUCUGACUUGGCGCGUCAAACUCGCAUUGAGUACGGAACACUCAAAGAUUCACAGCUCCAGACGUUUUUUAAAGAAACAGAUGUUCCAAGUUACCUGGUAAUGGGACAAUUCAUGGAGCAGCGCAAGACAUGGAUGCCUGGUUACGAAGCUGCCAUCAACAGAGCGAUGGAGGGUGACUUUGCCUUUAUCUCGGACCGGCCCAUUUUGGAUUAUGUUUCACGGCAAAAGAAGUACUGUGGCAAAAUGAAGGUCACUGGCGGAUUUGGAAACACCUAUGGGUAUGGCUUUGCUUUUGCUCGGGACUCUCCCUACACGCCCUUGUUCAAAAUGGAGUUGUUUCGGCUUCAAAAUGAUUUUAUAAUCAGCAGUCUGACUCAUAAGUGGACAGAGGAGAAAGUGAAAUGUGAAUUGAUGGACAACUUUGAGGAACAGCAGGACAAAGGUAAUACCGUGCAAAAGAUGUCGUUGCAAGGCAUGCUGGGAGUAUUUAUCCUGUUGGUCAUCAGCGUCGUGGUUGGUUUAUUUAUUUUGAUCAUCGAGUGGAUCUACGCUUCAGCCAAGGAUAGCAGAAAGCAAGUGAAAGGACGCCAUACCUGUUGUCAAGCCUUCGGGUCCAGACUCCUGAGAACUCUUAAGGACAUCUUCUGCUCCCAAAAGAAAAUGCGGAUGGAGGAAACACUCGAGUUAAAGAAUUCUGACUAUUGAGAACAGACACUGUACGUCUGAUGACAAGCAACGACCGCCCUUUGUUUAAAUUUUAUUAAUCAAGUAAGCAAUAGCCGUUAGUGAAGUGACAGUAACAAGUUCAGUUUUGGACGUUAAAAGGAGCUCUAUGCCAAGCGUUUUUGAUUUGCUGUAGGGUGAGUUUUUGAUUUAGGAGUUUUAUAGUUCAUAUUAUUUUAUAGCUCAUAGAAUAGUUAUAACAUAAUCCAGGGUAUCCCCAGUUUUAGCAGGUGAGAAGUCUAAAAGUUUAAUUUUUUGCACACAACGUAUUUGUUUUCCUGUUAGGAAGCCUUCUGAAGCUUUGUUUCAUUGUUAUAGCGGAGCUCCGGCGGCCCGAAGGGCCGCCAAGCGGAGCACCAUAACUAUAGGAACAGAACCACAUGUAGAAAUAGAAACCCAUGCAUGGAUCCCAUGGAUCCCAUGGAUCCCAUGCAUGGAUCGCGAGCGCGUGCGCCCAACGACGACGACGACGUCGCGAAACAUGGCGGCCAUUCUCCAGCUAAUACCAAGUGUUGGUU